AAAGACAUCAAGAGAGUAUGAGAGUAAGCGAAGCAACUCAAACUGAGUAUAAAAGUUGAUGAUCGUCUAUGUUCAGGUUCAGUGUAAAACAAAAGCUAAGUGAAUUAACAAGUCUGAAUAAAUAAUUUAAUUAAAAAUGAAAGUCUUCGGUAUCAUCUGUGUAUUAACAACUCUCGUUGGAAUGAAUUACGCACAACGUGGAUCAUACGCUGGGAGUCGACCAAUUGUCAAUGGAAUUAAAGGUCCAUUUCCAGAAGAAAAUAAUGAGUUGGCAAAUAGAUUCAGUGACAGUGGCACACAGCAAAAUGUAAUUUCAUUGCCACAAAAUUUCCCAAUCUAUGUGCCUCACAACAUGUACCUUAUUGAUCAAGUCAACCAACGUCCAUUAAAUGAACAACCAUUCUGGUUCGCAAAUCGUGAUAUUAUCAAUGAGCAUCUCAAAGGACCCGGUGAAGGUUUUUCUCAGGAACAGCCUCAAAUUGGAAGUCAAAAUAGAUUCCAGAAUGGACUUCAAAGUGGAUCACAAUUUGCACAACAAGCUAGACCUCAAAAUGGAUUCCAAGGUAGACCACAAGUUGGACAGCAAAAUAUAGGUGCACAACCUGGUAUUGGACAGCAAAAUAUUGGUGGAUUCCAAGGAGGGCAACCAGGUAAUGGACAAUCAAAUGUUGGUGGAUUCCAAAAUGGACAGCAAAAUACUGUUGGAUCUCAAGAUGGACGACCAAGUAUUGGUGGAUCUGUACAUGCUAAUCGAGGAUCUUACAUGGGAAGAAGGCGUUAAAACAUUAUUUCGAUUAAUUGCUAAUUCAUGUGAUACUCUUUUGUAGUUAAUAAUGUUAAAAUUAUUUUUAAACUUUAGUGUAUGGAUUUUUUUAUGGAGCUGAUGGCCAUGCAUAAUGAAUAAUCGAUACUAAAAUUAUACAUUCUGUUCUUUAGUACGCUAUGGCUAUUAAAUGUUGAUUUGAAACAAUAAAUAAAGAAGCAACAACUUCUGUUUAACAAGAA
This is a messenger RNA of Chironomus riparius, 1005 nucleotides long. The record is from the annotation of a GenBank genome assembly. Lineage: Eukaryota; Metazoa; Arthropoda; Insecta; Diptera; Chironomidae.